GUUAUUGAUCCCGGAGUACAGAGACACGCCAAUCGCACAAGAGAAAAAAGACAGAAAAGGAAACCAAUUUCUCCGCAUAAAGUAUUUCCCUUUCACUGAGUCUUUUUAAUGGCUCCUUUCUAGAUCACUUUACCCUCAGCUUUUGAUCUUCUUCGUUUUUCCAGGGAGAUUCAGGUAUCCUUUAUUUUUAGAUGACAUUCCCAGUUACCCAUUUCUCAGUUUACGAUGCUAUCAACACGUAGUCGUACUUGCCUUGCUUAUACGCUGUAUUGUAGUGAAGUUCUGACUAAAAGGGUCUUGGGUUGAUAGUUAAAAGUGGUUUAUAGAGUGUGACACAGAGCAAAAAGAUGAGUUGUCGAAAUCUGGAGAAGAUGGCAUCAAUUGAUGCCCAAUUGAGGCUUUUGGUUCCCGGGAAGAUCUCUGAUGAUGACAAGCUUAUUGAGUAUGAUGCUUUGCUUCUGGAUCGGUUUCUUGAUAUUCUUCAGGACUUGCAUGGAGAGAAUCUAAGGGAAACGGUCCAAGAGUGUUAUGAACUGUCUGCGGAGUAUGAAGGCAGGCAUGACCCAAUGAAGCUUGAGGAGCUAGGGAAUGUGUUGACAAGUCUAGAUCCGGGGGAUUCCAUAGUGAUAGCAAAAUCUUUUUCUCACAUGCUCAACUUGGCUAACUUGGCUGAGGAAGUGCAGAUUGCAUAUCGCCGCAGGCAGAAACUAAAAAAGGGUGAUUUCGUUGACGAGAACAAUGCAAUAACUGAAUCUGACAUUGAAGAAACUCUCAAAAGGCUUGUAGUGGACAUGAAGAAAUCUCCCCAAGAAGUGUUUGAUGCAUUGAAGAACCAAACUGUGGAUCUUGUUUUAACGGCUCACCCUACACAAUCUAUCCGGAGAUCAUUGCUUCAAAAGCAUGCAAGGAUCCGGAAUUGUUUGGCUCAGUUGUAUGCCAAAGACAUUACACCUGAUGAUAAGCAGGAGCUCGAUGAGGCUUUGCAAAGGGAGAUUCAAGCUGCUUUUCGAACUGAUGAGAUUAGAAGGACUCCUCCAACCCCUCAGGAUGAAAUGAGAGCUGGGAUGAGCUACUUCCAUGAAACAAUUUGGAAGGGUGUUCCAAAGUUUUUGCGGCGUGUUGACACAGCCCUAAAAAACAUAGGGAUUAAUGAACGUGUUCCUUACAAUGCCCCAUUGAUUCAGUUUUCUUCUUGGAUGGGUGGAGAUCGUGAUGGAAACCCAAGGGUGACUCCUGAGGUAACAAGGGAUGUUUGCUUACUAGCCAGAAUGAUGGCAACAAACUUGUACUAUUCCCAAAUAGAGGAUCUCAUGUUUGAGAUGUCUAUGUGGCGCUGCAAUGAUGAACUUCGUGCUCGAGCAUAUGAGCUUUAUCAAUCAUCAAAGAGAGAUGCAAAACACUACAUAGAAUUUUGGAAGCAAGUUCCACCCAGUGAACCGUACCGUGUUAUUCUUGGUGAUGUCAGAGAUAAACUCUACCAGACUCGUGAGCGCACUCGUCAAUUAUUAGCCCAUGGACACUCUGAUGUUCCCGAGGAGGCAACAUUCACUAAUAUCGAACAGUUCUUGGAACCGCUAGAGCUCUGCUACAGAUCUCUGUGUGCUUGUGGCGAUCGACCUAUUGCAGAUGGGAGUCUGUUGGAUUUUCUAAGGCAAGUUUCCACCUUUGGGCUCUCACUGGUGAGGCUUGACAUCAGGCAAGAAUCAGAUAGGCAUACAGAUGUAUUGGAUGCUGUUACAAAACACUUAGAGAUCGGUUCAUAUCGAGAGUGGUCUGAAGAACGUAGACAAGAGUGGCUUCUCUCUGAACUGAGCGGGAAGCGACCUCUUUUCGGACCCGACCUUCCGAAAACAGAGGAGAUCUCUGAUGUUCUGGAAACAUUACACGUCAUAGCAGAGCUCCCACCGGACUGCUUUGGAGCAUACAUCAUCUCCAUGGCCACUGCUCCGUCUGACGUGCUCGCUGUUGAACUUCUACAGCGCGAGUGCCGUGUGAAGCAUCCUCUAAGGGUGGUCCCACUUUUCGAGAAAUUAGCAGAUCUAGAGGCUGCUCCAGCCGCUGUUGCGCGUCUUUUCUCAAUUGAAUGGUACAGAGAGCGGAUUAACGGUAAGCAAGAGGUGAUGAUCGGGUACUCGGACUCAGGGAAAGACGCGGGCCGGCUAUCAGCGGCCUGGCAGCUGUACAAAGCUCAAGAGGAGCUAGUGAAAGUUGCGAAGCAGUAUGGUGUGAAGCUUACUAUGUUCCACGGAAGAGGAGGAACAGUUGGAAGGGGAGGUGGUCCCACACAUCUUGCUAUUUUGUCGCAACCGCCUGACACUGUUCACGGGAAUCUCCGAGUUACAGUUCAGGGUGAGGUGAUUGAACAAUCAUUCGGGGAGGAACACCUGUGCUUUAGGACACUCCAGCGCUUCACUGCUGCCACUCUUGAGCAUGGCAUGCACCCGCCGGUCUCUCCGAAACCGGAAUGGCGUGCACUUAUGGAUAAAAUUGCCGUCGUUGCCACUGAAGAGUACCGCUCCAUAGUUUUCUCAGAACCACGAUUUGUCGAAUAUUUCCGCCAUGCCACACCUGAACUAGAGUAUGGUCGAAUGAACAUUGGGAGUCGCCCAUCAAAGCGAAAACCAAGUGGAGGGAUUGAGUCUUUAAGAGCCAUUCCAUGGAUUUUUGCAUGGACGCAGACCAGGUUUCACCUCCCGGUAUGGCUAGGUGUAGGGGCAGGCUUCAAACAUGCUAUUGACAAGGACAUCAAGAACCUCAAAAUGCUUCAGGAAAUGUACAAUGAGUGGCCUUUCUUUCGGGUCACCAUUGAUCUUGUGGAGAUGGUUUUUGCCAAGGGAGAUCCUGGCAUUGCUGCACUCUAUGACAAGCUUCUUGUGUCAAAAGAUUUAUUGCCAUUUGGUGAGCGUUUGAGGUCCAUCUAUGAGGAUACAAAGAACCUUCUCCUUCAGAUUGCUGGACAUAAAGAUCUUCUGGAGGGAGACCCGUACUUGAAACAGCAACUGAAGUUGCGUGAUUCGUACAUAACAACCUUAAAUGUGUGUCAAGCAUACACGCUGAAACGUAUCCGAGACCCUGACUACCAUGUCACCCUAAGGCCCCACAUUUGUAAAGACUACGUGGACUCAAAACCAGCUGCUGAGCUUGUGAAGCUGAACCCUACGAGUGACUACGCCCCUGGCUUGGAGGACACCCUCAUCUUGACCAUGAAGGGUAUUGCUGCAGGAAUGCAGAACACAGGUUGAAAACUCCUCCAUUCCCUGCAUCAAUCCAUCUGGUGUAAAACACAGUUGAUUUUAACUCAACUUUAGUGAUGGGUUUCAUUUUUAUAUUAUUGUGUACUAUUUAAACUACUGAGGAGAAAAUGACCAUGCUUUGCUAGCAUGUAAUAACUAUACAUUGAUGUAUGUAUCAUUGGGACUCAUAUCUAUAUUGGAACUACAGCAUUUGCUGGAGCCUUUUUUGAAUCAUUUAC
Messenger RNA from Cuscuta epithymum, 3472 nucleotides. Lineage: Eukaryota; Viridiplantae; Streptophyta; Magnoliopsida; Solanales; Convolvulaceae. The record is from the annotation of a GenBank genome assembly.